UGUUCACCGUAAAAUAACAAAGUAAACAAACACGAGGAGUCUCUCUUGUAUGAUCUGUGGCUGGUUGGGUUCAAGAAGUUAAAUAUGAGCAAGAAAGGAAAGUAUAAGCCCAUGACUUUUGGGGAUAAAAAAACAAAAGAAAAAAAGCAUAAUCCAUUUGAAAUCCACAUUAACCGAGUAAAACAUGAUGUUGUUGGCCGUAAAAGUAAGGAUGAUCGUGGUUUACCAGGAAUUGCCAGAGCUAAGGCAGUAAAGAAGAGGGAGAGAACUUUGCUGCAAGAAUAUAAAGUACGCAACAAGAGUAAUGUAUUUGUUGAUAGACGGAUUGGUGAAAAUGACUCAAAUAUGGACCCUGAAAAAAAGAUGGUACUCCGACUUGCUGCUGAAAAGAAAAGGCAAUUUAAUAAGAAAUCACUCUUCAACUUGAAUGAUGAUGAAGAACUAACUCAUGGAGGUUUUUCUCUUGAUGCCAACCUAAAUGAUAAAUUGAACAUCAGUGAUGAUGAAGAUGAUGACAUGCUUGAUGCCCAAUUUGUCAAGAAGCAACAUUUUGGUGGUGGUGGAUUUUUGACCAAGAGUGAGGACCAAGGAGAUGAUGACAAAGGGGAUGGCAAACCAAAGAGUAGGAAGGACUGGAUUGAUGAAAUCAUUGCUGAAUCUAAGAAGAAGAAGGCUGAAUCAAAAAAAGAGAAAGAGGAGCAGUACGAAGCUGUCAGUAAGUUGGAUGCCGAGCUUCAGUCCUUUAUGAAGAUCAUGGCGAACUAUACACUCACUGAUGAAGAUAAAAUCAAGGCCAAGAAAAAUUGCGAGUUCAGAGACUAUGACACCUUAGUGAAAGAGCUGGGAUUUGACCGCAGUGGGAAGGCUUUAGCAGUAAACAAACUCAAAACUCCUGAAGAUCUAAUUAAGGAAGAACGGCAGCGACUGCUAUCUCUGGAAGCAGAUAGGGUGCAGCGGAUGAAAGGAGAACAGGACAAGUCAGGUGUUGGAAUGAAGAGUGCAGAUGACCUUGAUGAUGGGUUCAUUUUGGAGAAGGAUGACAGAUUUCAUGUGAGCUACAAAAAUGGUGAAAUGAUAACAAAACAGAAUGAGUCUGAAGAUGAAGUAGAGAAUGAUGAAGAAGAUCAAGAUGAAAAUAAUAAUAGUGCAGAAGAGGAGGAGGGGGAAGAAGAAGAGGAAGAGAAUGAAGGGGAAAAGGAGGAUGAGGAUAGUGAUGAUGAUGAUGAUGAGAGUGACAAAUAUUCAGAUGUCCUUGAAGAUAGUGAAAGUGAAGAUGAGAAAGAACCUCCAAGGGAAAAGAAGAUAGUGAAAGUGGUUACCAGUAAGAAAAAGGAAAUGAUGGAAGCAGCAAAAAAAGAAAUACCAUACACAUUUGAGGUUCCCCAGGAUUAUGAAUCUUUCUGGGCUUUGUUGGAGAAUCAUUCACCAAAAGAAGUAAGCCUCAUCUUGGAGCGAAUGAUAACGUGUAACCACCCAAGUUUAGGCAACAAUAACAAGGACAAAUGUGAUGAUAUAUAUGCGUAUCUCUUGCAGACUUUACAUGUAUUAACGGAUCCAGAUGGUGAUUCUCCUAUCCCUGGGGUGUCACCAAUGAUAUAUGUGGAUUCUUUCAUACAACACAUCUUCACAAUCACUCAGGUGUCACCAGCAAACUCUGCAAAGGCUCUCAUGCAGGUACUACUAGAGAAGUAUGAGGAGUGUUCACAGUCAAAAUUCAAGAGAUAUCCAAUGGCCAACACGUUUGUGUUCCUAAAAAUUGCUGGGAUUCUUUUCCCCUCUUCAGAUUAUAUUCACCCAAUAAUGACUCCAGUGAUGACAUUCCUGACUCAUUUGCUGGGUCAAGCCAAGGUUGUGUCUCAAAGAGAAAUCACUGCAGCAUUAUUUUCAACACAUCUUUUGCUAGAGUAUUUAAGCCAGUCCAAAAGGUUCGUUCCAGAAUUAACAAACCUACUGAAUGGUCUGCUCUUCAUUGCCAUUGGAGCUAAAAAAAAAGUACAUCUUCCACUAACUCCACCAUUUAAACCAGUUGGACCUGCUGCAUAUCUUCUUGUACUGGAAAAUACAGUAACAGAGUAUACAGAAUCUAAGCUAACAUUAGCCAGUAUCAACAACACAGAAGCAGAAUUGACUGAUUCCUUCAAGAUUAACAUCUUGUGUAAAACUACAAAACUUCUUAAACAGUUAUGCAAUUGCUGGUCACAACUUCCUUCAAUACGCACCAUAAUGGCACCCACAAUUAAACUUCUGGAGUCCCUUUCCUUAAAAAAUUACCCAGACUCAGUGAACAAGACAGUAGAGGAAUUAUUGUCAGCAAUUAGAUCCUUGCCUAUUCAAGGGCAGCCACUUGUUAAGGCAGAAGGCAGACCUGUAUCAAUCAAGAUGUAUGAACCAGCAAUUGAAGAAAUAAUUGAAGGUGUGAAGAAACAUCAUGGAACAAAGUCUUACCUUGAAAAGCAGAAACUUACACACAAGUUGAAACGGGAAAGAAAAGGUGCUAGAAGAGAGAUUCAGAGAGACACAGCUUUCUUGGCCAGACAACAGCUAAAAGAGGUGCUUCUGAGUGAUGUUGAACGCAAAAGAAAGAUUGGACUGCUUAUGAGUGGACUACAAACACAAGAGGGAAAUUUCAAGAGAAUGAAGAACCAAAAAUAAAUUAUAAAGAUAAGCAGACUAAUUGUUUGUAAUAAAAAUCCUUUGAAUGAUUAUUACAUGAAUAGAAUGCCAGAAUGGGGUGCAAAGUCUUAAAGAAGAUUGCCAGUUUUUGCUACUUGUACUUGCAUGAUCUUUCACUUCCAGCCACUUUGAAUAGUUACCUUCAAACUCAAGAUCUGUGGCCAUCACCCAGCUAUCAGCAUUCAUGAAAUUGGUUCACAAACAACAAAACCUGCCUAACUAAUGAUAAUUAUUGUAGUACAUAAAUAUCCCUGUACUGUAAUUUACAAACUAACAUUAAAAACAUCAAUAAAAUACCAUCUAGAUAAAAUAUGCAGCAAAAACAAUUAAGGAAAUGGCAAGUGUAAGUUUAACACAACCACCACUUGUGUGGAUGCACCCAGCUUGGCCUCAAACCUCGCCAUAGCAACCCAGCCUGGCUGAAGACGCUGCCUCUGUUGACCCUUAGCAACGCUUCCACUUUCAACCACAAAGAAAUGUUUGUACCCUUUAUGUUUUUGAUCUUAGAAUACUGGUAAUAAAUAUUUUUUGCAUAUUCUGUAUGUAGGAUUGUGUGCAUGUAACUGAAUAAAAAAAUAUUAAGAAA
Messenger RNA from Homarus americanus (American lobster), 3259 nucleotides. Its product is annotated as nucleolar protein 14-like. Bases 85 to 2652 code for a protein of 855 amino acids. The transcript has 16 exons. The record is from RefSeq and is a predicted model, not a curated record. Gene Ontology annotation, biological process: maturation of SSU-rRNA. NCBI's taxonomy places the organism in Eukaryota, Metazoa, Arthropoda, Malacostraca, Decapoda, Nephropidae. Gene Ontology annotation, cellular component: small-subunit processome; nucleolus; Noc4p-Nop14p complex.